Molecule: messenger RNA, 2229 nt
Organism: Aaosphaeria arxii CBS 175.79
Lineage: Eukaryota; Fungi; Ascomycota; Dothideomycetes; Pleosporales
Exons: 3
Coding region: 1-2229 (742 amino acids)
Source: RefSeq, a predicted model, not a curated record
AUGUACAACGACCACGUUAUUUCGCCACACAAGGCAAGCAGCUUACCACCAUCUAUUUCCUCGCACAUUCGAGGCGCAACCAUUAACAUGCCGUCGUCUUUAAUGGACAACUCCAGACACAGAGCGCCUCACGCCUACGACGAGGGCGAGAACAGUACCGCGAACCGACCAUUACUUCCGCAGAUUUCGAUUGAUACGAGUGAUAUCGAGUUGCCGUUGAUGGACCUUUCGCAAUUUCCUAUGCCUUCAGGAGCGCCGAACUCUUCUGAGCAGCAGCAGCAGCAGACUUCAAGAUAUACCGAAUCUCCAAUCGACCCGCAGCACAACUUUAACAUCCAGAGCCCGACUUCGACAAGUCCAGUAUCCUCAAUACACUCCCAUGACAACAACAAUGGAGCCCCUUUAACCCAACACUCGACGACAACCUCCACAUCCUCAAUUCCUCCACCUCUCCCUCAAACCAGCAGCACCAUCCCUCCACCGCCAGGCAAACCCCCCUCAACACGCCCACACCCCUCCCUCAACCGCUACGACCGCCUCCAGCAACUCUCCAACAAAAUCUGGCUCAUCGAAUACUUCUCCUGGGCCCUCUCCCUCUUCACCUUCCUCUGGAUCACCCUCGUCCUCUCAAUGCGACAGGACAAGCCGCUCCCCUCCUGGCCCCUCAGCAUCACCAUCAACGCGCUCAUCUCCGUGCUCUCCGCGGUAAUGAAGUCCAGCCUCUUACUCCCCGUCGGCGAGGCGAUCGGCCAGUUGAAGUGGAACUGGUUCCGGAGCGGGGAGAGGCCGCUGGUGGAUUUUGAAGCGUACGAUGGGGCGACGAGGGGGCCGUGGGGGUCGGUGCUGCUGUUGUGGACUUCGAGGGCUAGGUACAUGCUCUCCACCACUUCCUCCGCGCCCUCGAACCUCAUGUUCAUCACCGGCGUGGAAGACAAAUACACAAUGCGCCAAGUCUCCGACCCGGUACGCGCCGCCGUCUUCAGCGGGUUGUACUUCAGCGGCAAUCCAUCCGACGACAUCGCGCUGAACGUGCUGCGACCGCACGUUGCGUGCCCCACGGGCAACUGCUCGUUCCCGCUGUUCGACUCCCUCGCCGUGUGCAACCAGUGCGCCAACGUGACCGACCUGCUCGAAGUCGUGGAGACGUAUGUCGAGAAUUCGGCCGGUAACAGCGAGAAGAUGUGGAACACGACGCUGCCUGGGGGUUUCAAUACUGGGCCUAUGCGAAUGGGGUCGACGACUGAGUAUAUCUCGUCAGGCCUUGUGCCGUCUCUCGCAAGACUCGACCCGCAGUUCCCGCUGCUGAAUUUCGUGCAAUUGUCGUUUGGGCGGCUCAACCAGACGGGGCCGAAGGGAGCUGUGGCGAUGGAGUGCGCGCUGCAUUGGUGCAUGAACCGCUAUAAGUCCGAAGUCGUUAACGGUAUACUGAAGGAGGAAGUCGUCGCCAGCAGCUCGACAGGGUCCCGCGACCCGUCCGUCAAUGGCUGGUUCCACACGCUCGACGGGCCUCUCGGCGCAAACUCCUCCUUCAUCGCGGAGGACGACUUCGACAAGGAGACAAACAGGUCGCUGAAGACGGACGCCGUGAAUCGGAACUACCACCGCGACAACAGCGGCGAUACCGUUGCUGAUAACCAGUCUAUCGUGGGAGCCUACCCCUUCGGCCGGAACGAAAAUGUAGGUUACGUGCAUCUCACUGCCAGCGAGAUGCUGGCGGAGUGGGCGGGCGCACUGCUGUCCGGAUACAGGACGUGGAAUGGAGGGAGCGAGAAGCCAGAGACGUUCGAGGCGACUGACGUCGCGCGCCGCCUCUACCAGACGGGAAACGCGACGUUGUCGCUGGACAUGUUGGCUCUGAGUCUGAGUGCUGCAGUCCGCGAGGCUGUCUUCACGACGUCCGGCGCGAUCCCGAAUGACGGCCGCGUGACUGUUGAGGGAUGGGGGUGGAGUUCGACGGUCCUGGUCAGGGUGCAGUGGGGUUGGAUUGCGCUGCCUGCGUUGCUGGAGGCAGCGAGUCUGGCGUUCUUGCUGUUCGUUGCGUGGGAUACAAAGGUGGCGGGGGCGAGUAUAUGGAAGAAUUCGUCGCUGGCGGUGCUGUUUCAUGGGAUGUUGGAUGACGAUGGGGCGGAGGAGAGGGACCUGGUGGUGAUGGAGAAGAUGGCGGAGGAGGAUUAUGGGGGAAAGGUUGCGCUUAGAGAUGCGGGAUAUGGUCCUGUGAGAUUGGAGUGA